GAAGCCACGGCCGGGUCGGUGCUGGGAAGCCCUAGGGCUGGGUGCCCGGCCCCAGGCCAGCAGGCAAGGGGGGCAUAUGCGUCACCAUCAUCCGCCCCCCUCCGCCCCUUGCCCGCCCAAACUCCACCCCAAGGGAAGGCGGCGCGGAUAAAGGCUCAGGGGCCGUCUGCCUGUCCCCAGACCGGCAGGGCCACCUCACUGCAGCCCGCACGCACGCAGGUCAUCCUGAGCAGAGGUGACCCAGGACCUGCGGCUCCGGAUCUUGCGAGCGGCGGCUGCGGCUGUUGCUAAGGCAGGGGACGCGAGGGGUAGCACGACCCGAGAGGAAUCCAGGCACCGUGCGGACCGGGAUAGCUCGCCCCUCUUCCGUGGGACCCUCCCUGCGCCGUGCCCAGGUCGCCGUCCUCCGCCCUUGAAGGAAUCGGAUCCCAGACCCCACCCUGGGGCGCAACCCAAGGAUCCCACGCGACCCCGGAGCACCACUCGGAUUUUUGCCUGCCGGCUUGGUUGCUAACGUAGAAGACCUUCCCUAAGGGGCGCACGCACUGCCGUCCCUGAGCGCCCGCAGAGCGGAGGAGGACCUCGUUCCGGCGGGAGAGUCCCAGCGAGGAUUGGAGGCGACCCGCGGACCCCAGGCCUCCUGCGCUCGCCGGGGAUGGAGCCGCAGCCCGGCGGUGCCCGGAGCUGCCGGCGCGGGGCCCCCGGCGGCGCCUGCGAGCUGAGCACUGCUUCAGAGUCGGCCGCACCCAUGACCCUGGCCAUCCACAGCACCACGGGGACUCGCUACGACCUGUCGGUGCCCCACGACGAGACCGUGGAAGGGCUGCGCAAAAGGCUGUCCCAGCGCCUCAAAGUACCCAAGGAGCGCCUGGCUCUGCUUCACAAAGACACCCGCCUCAGUUCGGGGAAGCUGCAGGAAUUCGGCGUGGGGGAUGGGAGCAAGUUGACGCUCGUGCCCACGGUGGAAGCCGGUCUCAUGUCCCAGGCCUCCAGGCCGGAGCAGUCCGUUAUGCAAGCUCUGGAAAGUUUGACCGAGACACAGCCCCCAGCGACACCCGGGCCAGGCCGGGCUGCCGGAGGAGGCUUCCGGAAAUACAGAUUGAUUUUAUUUAAGCGUCCGUGGCACCGACAGGGACCCCAGAGCCCAGAGAGGGGCGGCGAGAGGCCCCAGGUCAGUGACUUUCUGUCGGGCCGCUCACCUCUGACCCUGGCCCUUCGAGUCGGGGACCACAUGAUGUUUGUGCAGUUGCAACUGGCCGCGCAGCACGCUCCGCUCCAGCACCGCCACGUGCUCACAGCCGCCGCGGCCACCGCCGCCAGCACCCGGGGAGAUUCCAGUGUGGCCGCCCCGGUGUCCUCGCCCUGUAGGCCAGUGUCCAGUGCCGCCCGCGUCCCCCCAGUGCCCAGCAGCCCGUCGCCUGUGUCCCCCUCACCCGUCACCGCUGGCUCCUUCCGAUCCCACGCAGCAGCCUCCACAGCCUGUCCCGAGCAGCAGAUGGACUGUUCCCCACCAGCCAGCAGCAAUGCCACCCCUCGCUCCCGCAAACCCGGUGCCGUCAUCGAGAGCUUCGUGAAUCAUGCUCCUGGGGUCUUCUCAGGCACCUUCUCUGGCACGCUGCACCCCAACUGCCAGGACAGCAGUGGGCGGCCGCGGCGGGACAUCGGCACCAUUCUCCAGAUACUCAAUGACCUCCUCAGUGCCACACGGCACUACCAGGGCAUGCCACCCUCGCUGACCCAGCUCCGCUGCCACGCCCAGUGCUCACCUGCCUCACCGGCCCCCGACCUCACCCCCAAAACUACCUCCUGUGAAAAGUUGGCAGCCACAGCCCCCACCUCCCUGCUCCAGGGCCAGAGCCAGAUCCGAAUGUGCAAACCCCCUGGAGACCGUCUGCGGCAGACGGAGAACCGCGCCACGCGCUGCAAAGUGGAGCGCCUCCAGCUGCUACUGCAGCAGAAGCGCCUGCGGAGGAAGGCCCGGCGGGACGCGCGGGGUCCCUACCACUGGACCCCCAGCCGUAAAGCUGGCCGCAGUGACAGCAGCAGCAGCGGCGGGGGCGGGGGCGGCCCUGGCGAGGCUGGCGGCUUGGGCCUCGACUUUGAGGACUCUGUCUGGAAGCCUGAAGUUAACCCGGAUAUUCAGUCCGAGUUUGUGAUGGCUUAAAGGAUCCAGCCCCCUUGGGUGUGACAUCCCCACCCCAGACACGGGGCGGGUGGGGCGCCGCAGCCUGGACGCUGAGUAGCCCAGCUCUGGGGGGGCAGGAGGUCGCCUCCACUGCCACUCACCAGCCUUUCUGAUCCUUUUCUAGCUCUUCCCCAUUGUCUGCCCCGCAUCCCUGGUCACAUGCCUAUCUCUUUCCUUCCGCACCGUGGUCGGCUCCCGGCUCCGGGGGCCUCUGUGCCAGGGCCCUUCCUACCCCCCUUCUCCAGCUCCAAAUAUGUAGCAGUCUGUUCCCAGAUGGCCCAGACGGAGGAAGCCACCCACCCCCAGCCCUUCCGUUCUGCCUCGCUCCCCCACCCCCUCCAUAACCCGAUUCAGGUUUUUGACUCAAAAUGUAGAUUCUCCAAGAAGCACUUUACAGAUGAGGGUUGGGGACCCUGGGAUGAGUGUGUCCACCCCCACCCCUGUCUGCAGACUUGGCCUCCAUUCCAGGCCAGCUGGAUCCCCCACCCCGCCCACCCUGAGAAACUAACAGAAUGGUCUCACAGGGGAAUCCCUUGUCCACAGUUCCCAUUCAGCUCCCCCUUACCCCUCAGCCUGCGGCCCACACCGCUGCCUGGCUGGCCCUGCCCUUGCCAUGAAAGGCUAGCUGGAUGGAGAACGCUGAGGCAGGUGGCUGUUGGUCAGCUGGGGAUGCCCCUCUUCCUCACAGGAAAGGACAGGCCUCAGGCCACCUCCAUAGAUCAACUCCACUGCCCCUGCCUCCCACAUACCCACCUAUCUCCCUACCCUUCGCAGCGGAGCUUGGGGGACUAUUUAUAGAUUUCGUUUUUCUGACUGAGCCACGAGUGGUUGCUGUUCUCUAGGGGGGGGAAGCUGGGGUAGGUGGUGGCGGGCAGAGAGACACCUCUGUACCUCUUCUCCCAUGCCCAGCUUAAGGGGCCAGCUUCUCCGCGGCAAGGAUGGGGCCUGGGGUGCUGGGACUGCACCACCCCACCUGGGGGGGUAAGCUGCUGGUCCGCACUGGCCUCGCUGGUCCACGGUGACAGCCCUCCCCUCGAACUGGGGCCUUUUCACCAAGGGUGAAUCCUGUGGGUUUUUUUUCCUCCACUUUUUUAGAUUCUGUGCUAGUGGGAUCUGUUCCCACCCCAACAUCUGUCCUUGGCUCCUUUGUUCCAGUCUGUGAACCCCAGGUCCCCCUCCCCCGUGUUUGACCUUAAUGGUUUGGGGUGCGAACGAGUGUUGACUGUAGCUGUAAAGUUUUUUGGGGGUGUGGGGAGGGGGGAAGGGAUUGAUCCUGGAGGGUAGAGGCCGAGAUUUUGGUUUGGUUUAUUUUUUUCAAUCUUUUUUUCCAAAAAGAAAAGGGAGGGGGGGUUAAGUGGGUGCAUUUUUUAAGCUGUCUUGGAUACCUAUUUAAAUGUGUGUUUUUUGGGUUUUUUAUGAUUUUUUUUAACUUCCUGUGAUGUGUGCCCUGGGCUAAGGGUGGGGGCCUCAGGCAGGAGUCCACCCAUAGUCCCUCCUUCCACUGACACUUUCCCCAGAUAGCAUUAGCCACCCUCGGGGAGAGAAAUUGGCUGUGGGGGAUCCGCCUCGCCCAAGUAUCAUUUUAUUGAAAUGAAAUUUGAAGGGAGGGGAACCUUACACAAGCACCUAAUUUCAAAUAAACGAAAGACGUGAACUUGA
Mesocricetus auratus (golden hamster) is the source of this 3844-nucleotide messenger RNA. It is a transcript of the gene Midn, whose product is annotated as midnolin. Gene Ontology annotation, molecular function: protein binding. The transcript has 9 exons. Lineage: Eukaryota; Metazoa; Chordata; Mammalia; Rodentia; Cricetidae. Bases 656 to 2164 code for a protein of 502 amino acids. Gene Ontology annotation, cellular component: nucleus. The record is from RefSeq and is a predicted model, not a curated record.